Molecule: messenger RNA, 3585 nt
Organism: Juglans regia (Persian walnut)
Lineage: Eukaryota; Viridiplantae; Streptophyta; Magnoliopsida; Fagales; Juglandaceae
Exons: 5
Coding region: 1194-3044 (616 amino acids)
Source: RefSeq, a predicted model, not a curated record
AUCCCUCCUAGUUGGUUUGUUUUGUCAUGGCUUCAAUGUUGGGACCAAUGGGGAUAUAAUUUCAUAGUGUUAGCCAACCUCCAAACCCAAACGCACAGAAAAACUUCCACUCUAAUCAGUAAUCUCCUCUCCAUCCCUCUCCUCCUCCCGGUGCAAGCAGAUUGAUUGCCUUCCAAUUUCCAAGUGUUUGUUGUCUCUUUCCCGAAAACCCAAUUAAUAAUUCAGAAUACAUCUUUGAUAGACUGCGCAGUUCUCUUUUUUGGUCUCUAGAAAUUGAAAGAAACCUCUUGGCCUAACACCCUUCGUUUUUUCUCGCUCUCGUUGAUUCACAAUUUCACCUCGUUCCACUGUUUCGCAUUGAGAUACACACGACACGAGGCCUCGAGAGUCGAGAGCCGUACCAUCGGGGGCUCCGUUUCCGCCGGUAUGAUUGAUCUCUUCGGUUCACUUUAAUGCCAUGCCUCGUUCUCGGUCGCUUCGUUCCUUUUACACGUACCUGACCAUUUUUCCUGCUCUCCUCGGUUCGAAGUCCAAGCUCCCAGAAGUUUAUUGGCCAAUCUAGGGCUUCCAGUUCUUGGGCUUUGUAUUUCAUGUUAUUUACCAUAAUGGGUCUGGGUCCCGGGAUUCGUUUGCUUUCGCUCAUGCUUAUCCAGGGGAUAGCCUUGUCAUUUUUACAAGCACGACUUGACUGAGAUGACCAUGUUCUUGGUUUGUUGUCCUUAACAUUUAGAAGCCCUUCUUGGCCAAUUUUGCUGCUUACUGGUAGUGCUUUCUGACCAAUAGUUUUUUAGUACCAUUCCUUCAGAUUAUACAAGUUCCUUUAAUUAUUUGAUUGUCCGUGGUUAUGGUUGAAUUGAGUUUUUCUUGACCAAGUUCUGAUAUUGUACAGUCUGGUAAAUAUAGAAAAGGGGAAGGGAAGAAACUUGAAAAGAAGCUUAAUUUCCGUGUCAUGACAGUUAUGGAGGAUUAGGGUUUGGGAGUUUUGAUUGAGAUCAGCAGUGACGUAUUUUCUUUGGGGGUAUAUGCAAGGCGAGCUUUGGUAUUGACUGAAAAUAAAUUUAAAGUGACAUCGGAUUAAUUAUUUUUGUUCUUUCAGAAAAUUAGUUUAGAAUAACGACGGGUGGUUGAGAAGUUUUACACGAAAGACUAAUUGGGGUCCGUUGAAUUUUAUUUGAUCAUGAUCGGGACAAGUUAUGGAUAGAAGUGAGCCAGCUUUAGUGCCCGAAUGGUUGAAAAGCAGUGGAAGUGUCACUGGUGGGGGCGGUACCAACCAUCAAUUUUCUUCAUCUUCAUUGCACUCAGAUGAUCAUGCCAUAUCAAAACAUGCAAGAAAUGUGUCAUCCAUGAGUGAGUGUGAUCAUGACCCGGGUCACUUAGUUGCUUCAGAUCAAGCCACUUCCUUUAAUUUUCACGGGAUUUCUAGUGGUAAUAGUUCUGUUCACACACGGUCUUACAGUAGUUAUGGUAGAAGCUACCGUGACAGGGAUUGGGAGGACAUUGUUGACUACCGUGAUCAGGACAAGUUGGUUUUUGGUGACCACGGGCAGCAUGACUAUUCUGAUCCUCUUGAUAGCAUCUUACCCAAUAGGUUUGAGAAGGAUGUGCUACAAUGUUCAGAGUCUAUGAGUACAGGAAAUCAUGGGGACACAUGGCCAAGGAAAGUGGCUGCCUGCUCAAAUAAUGCUAAAAGCAAACACAGAAGUAGUGAUCGUUUGCUUGGUGUGAGUAGUGUUGUUAGCAGUAGCACUAAAAGUGCAUUUGAAAGGGACUUUCCAUCACUCGUAGCUGAAGAGAGACAACAUGGUUCUGAUAUGGGAAGAAUCUCAUCUUCUAGCUUGAACACUGUCAUUCAGAGUUUGCCAAUUGGAAAUUUGUCUGUGACUGGUUGUGAUGGCUGGAAGUCAGCUCUAGCAGAGGUGCCUGUGAUUGCUGGAAGCAAUUGCACAGGUGCAGUUUUGGCUCAACAGACUAUUUUUGAAAGCUCAGCUUCUUUGUCUCCAAGAGCAGGGACUGGCCUCAAUAUGGCUGAGACAUUGGCUCAGGGCACCCCGCGCACACCUUCUCAUUUAUCUAUUGGAACUCAAAGGCUUGAAGAGAUGGCUGUGAAGCAAUCUAGGCAAUUAAUUCCCAUGACACCUUCCACGCCAAAAGCUCUGGUGUCCAGUCCUUCGGAGAAAUCAAAACCCAAUAUUGGGCAGCAGCAUACAUUUUCAUCACACCCUGUUAACAAAACUCCACGUGGAGGGUAUGCAAAAUCUGAUGUUACAAAGAUACCUGUAGGCAAUCUGCGCAUCCUCAAUCCAUCACGAGAGUCGAAGGGUAUCUCUUCGACUCCUAAGGAUGGCUUGAGUCCCACUGUUGGAAGCAGAGUAGCCAAUAGCCCAUUUGGUCUCACUCCAUCUGCUGCUGCGUCUGCUCCCCCUAGGAACUUGAGCAACAAUUUAAGCCUUGCCAGUGCUGAGUGCAGGCCAACUGCUUGCCGGACAACUGUGGACAAGAAAACAUUGUCUCAAGCUCAGAGCCGGAAUGAUUUCUUUAAAAAUCUUUCGAGGAAGAACUCUUCUGCAAACCACUCUUCUGUCAUCCCUGAUCCUGGCCCAGCUAUCUCUAUCCCUGAGAAUUCUGAUAAAUUGGUCACAGAAGCUUCCACUGCUGAUCCUGUUACUCUUCGUAGUAGAGAUGCCCCUUUAUCUGAUACUUCUAAAAGUUGGGGCCAGACAACUCCCAAUGGUUGUGCUUGUGAUGUGUCUCAGAAAUGUUUGGGCAAUGCAGAGGAGUACUCCAGGCCUAGUAUGAUUCUUCAUCCAGAUGAGGAAGAGGCUGCAUUUUUACGAUCACUUGGGUGGGAGGAAAAUGCCGGAGAGGAUGAAGGCCUUACGGAGGAGGAGAUCAGUGCUUUCUACAUGGAGUACAUGAAACUGCGGCCAUCAUCAAAACUUAUGCACGAAAUGCAGCCAAAUAUAUCACCAGCUCUUAACUCACAACAGAGCAGCUGUAGCUGUGCUUCGUCUGAAUUGGUUGUGUCUGCUGGGUCAGAAUCUUGAUUUGGAAAAUGACCGAGCAAAGCUAGGAAGUCUGAGUGUGAUUGUGGAGGUGAUAUUCUUAUAUUUUCUUUUUGGUUUCGAUUCAUUUUAAGCAGCAGAUUCGAGCCAAGUUGGUUUUAAGGGGGAGAAAGAUAAUGGGGAUGUCUGCCAUUGGUGUGUGCCGAAAGCCAUGUGGAAUAAUAAUCUGUAAAUGUUCCAUUCCCGAGAAUAAGGAUUGAUGUGCUCGGCCCGAUUUUAACUUGGGAUUUUCGUGGUUGGAAGGUUGAUAUAUAGAAGAAGUAGGAAUUUGUGUUUUACAUUGAUAUGCGAUGGAAGAAGUCUCCCUUGGAAAUAUGAUGAGUAAAGUGGAUUUUUCCUUCCUGUGUGGAGCUUAUGAUUUCGUUAGUCAUUUGACAAGGAAAAAGGAAAAAGGAAAAGGAAAAGGAAAAGGAAGCGAGAAUUUGUAAAUUAUAAAUCCGAAGUUUAUAUAAGAGGAAUGAUGCCAUUUUUUUUUUUGAUAGAAGGAAUAAUGCCAUUGAUGUUUACAGAGAAAGCUCAAGGA